UUAAAAUCAUUUACCUGUGUCUCAUGAAUUUAAUCUCAAUUUUUAGCUUUAAAUAUGCAGCUAUAAUCGAAUAUAUAAAACCUGACUGUUUUGACAUUUAAAUAUUUCUUCCUUCAUUCACCGAAAGUGCUAUAUUUGUUUGAAUUCAAUAAUUUGGAAACAUAAAAACAACCUGAAAAUGGAGAAAGAAGCGACAUACAUUUGUGACCGUUGCAAAGAAAACUCAGAUGCCAGUGAAAAUAAAUCAAAAAAUUAUCGCUGGCUUGUUUCAAUAAAAACCAUAUACCAGUGUGCUAAAUGUUCGAACUAUUUUAAUAUAGGAUUCAGAGUUACGGAUAAGAUAUCAUUGAUUGAUGCAUCGAAAAAUUCAGAGCUAGAAUUAAUUGCCGCGCAAAGUGAAAAUGUGAAUGCGGAUGAAGGUUCCAGAAAUGAAGACAGGAUACAAGAAAGCCAGCCAGUCGAAUUAAAGAAAAAACCGUACAAGUGUGAUGUUUGCCUUCGAACCUACAUGACUCAAAAUAGUCUUCGACACCAUAAGAAAGUACACGAUGAGAAAAAUCCUUUUAGAUGCAAGGUAUGUCAAACGCAAUGCACAUCGAAAGCAAAUUACAACAAACAUUUAAACAAACAUUCCAACCGAAGACGUUAUAAAUGCAAUUUUUGUACUUCGGCCUUUAAAUUUCAAUGUAGUCUUCAGGCCCACUUGAAUAUACACGAUGACAAGAAUCCUUUCAGGUGUGAAUUGUGCAACAAGAGUUGUACUAGUCAAAGAGAACUUGAGAGACACAUAACCAGUCAUUCGAAUGAAAGAAAUUUCAAGUGCCCUUUGUGUCCUUCGAUGUUUAAAACUAAAAAUAACCUUACUACGCACAUGAACGUACAUAAAGAACAGAAUCCUUUCAGGUGUGAAUUGUGCAACAAGAGUUUUGCUACUAAACACUCACUUGAAUGUCACAUGUCCAGUCAUUCGAAUGAAAGACCUUUCAAGUGUACUGUAUGUCCUUCGAUGUUUAAAACUAAAAGUAAUCUUAUUAAUCAUAUGUACAGGCAUAAAAAGCAGAAUCUGUAAAGAUGUGAAGAGUGUAAUAAGAACGACCGUUCUACAAACCAUCUCAAAACGCACAUGAUGUCUCAUUCCGACGCAAGGCCUUACAAGUGUCAU
This is a messenger RNA of Argiope bruennichi, 1162 nucleotides long. Its product is annotated as gastrula zinc finger protein XlCGF7.1-like. Gene Ontology annotation, biological process: regulation of transcription by RNA polymerase II. The transcript is spliced from 2 exons. Lineage: Eukaryota; Metazoa; Arthropoda; Arachnida; Araneae; Araneidae. The coding region runs from base 179 to 1069 and encodes 296 amino acids. Gene Ontology annotation, molecular function: RNA polymerase II transcription regulatory region sequence-specific DNA binding; DNA-binding transcription factor activity, RNA polymerase II-specific. Gene Ontology annotation, cellular component: nucleus. The record is from RefSeq and is a predicted model, not a curated record.